Molecule: messenger RNA, 1267 nt
Organism: Solea senegalensis (Senegalese sole)
Lineage: Eukaryota; Metazoa; Chordata; Actinopteri; Pleuronectiformes; Soleidae
Product: DELTA-actitoxin-Aas1a-like
Exons: 3
Coding region: 426-995 (189 amino acids)
Biological process (GO): pore complex assembly; monoatomic cation transport; cytolysis in another organism
Cellular component (GO): pore complex
Molecular function (GO): channel activity
Source: RefSeq, a predicted model, not a curated record
UAGUUUAAACUUCUGUAAUACUGUAUUAGGUUGUGAAAUCCAAAGUAUUGGGAAUUUCCCAAUGAGUUAAGUCUCAUGUAAUUAAAGGCAACAGACGUCCACAUGCUUACAACAACAACAUACUGCAGACACUGUAACACGCCAGUGUGUGUGAUAUCCAGUGCCCAAUAUGAAACAUAUUUUGCAUGUUAUUACAUGUGAUUUGUAUUUAUAAUGCAUGUAUGUGUGUGUGUGUGUGUGUGUGUGUACACAAUUACUGUAAAGUGACAUCCAACUUGUUUGGAAAGAGUUUCCUGGAGGAACAGGUUUGACCAUGGAUUUGGUCCCAAUAAAUAAGACGGCACGCAUCAAGUCUGUCACUGAGUGUUUUCGGCUGUGCCUCAGAGGUGUGAGUCCCACGUGAAAGCAACAAGGUCGAGUUGGACAUGGACAUCGUGGAUGUGGCGUUUGCCAUUGCUGACACUGUGAUGUCAGUCGGGGGCAUGAUAGCUAAAGCUGUGCCAACACAUCGCCAGUGCAACAUUGAGAUUGAAAAUAACUCUCGCAACUACACUCUUCAAAACCCCAGGAUGUACACGCGGCGUGGACGCUGCAGCAAACCUUUGCCCCCCACGAUCGGACAGUCCUCAUCCGGAGAGGUGGAAUUCAAGAAGACUCCGAACAUGGCGUGUGGAUCCAUCGGCAUCUUCACCUAUGACCUCGUUGAUAACGACACAACGGCAGCCAGCGAGCAGAUAGCCGUCCUGUUCAAGGUGCCGUUUGACCACAACAGGAAGUCAAACAAGUACGCAGUGGGAGUUUUUGACAUGGGCAAAACCUGUCGUGACCUCUUUCAGGACAUGUCAAAGAAAAUGGACACAGUGUUUGUCAGAGGCAAAGCAAAGGACAAUGGUCUUUCUUACAGAGGUGAACACGUGACAAUCAUAGCCACGAUGUCAGACUGUCACACUCCUGUCAUAAAGGUGGAAGUGAGGGACACUGAUGCGAACAUGUGAAAAUAUGUCUUAUUUCCUGCAUGAAUGUGUAGAUUAUGUUGUACUAUAAUAUAUAUAUAUAAUAACAUAAUAUACUAUGUUGUAUGUAGUAAUCAGCAAAACCAGUAUCUGUUUGAAAAGUCGCAACUUUUUAUUCUGUAUUUAUUGUCUUUUUUAUUUCAUCCACCCAUUUUCACUUGUUGUUUAUACUGAGCACAACAGAACAGACGUGUCUGUCCUGCUGAAACGGUUUUAAUAAAAUCUGAGUUCAAUAAAGUCUCAACACACUCAAA